CCCUCUCUCUCUCCCUUUCUUCCCCUCCGCCCAUGAUGAUGUGAUAAGAGAAGCAGCUCCGCUCCGGCCGGCCUGCCUGCAGCCUCCAAUCAAAUGGAUUGUGUGUGUUCAAACUGCUGUCGGUUUUCCUCACACCCUGUGUGAAUGUGUACAAGAGGGAGUGAGAGAACGCGUGUUUGAACAUAAUGCUUUAGGGGACUGUUGAGGUUAUCCUGCUUUGGACACGCUUAAGAAGUAUUUUGUCAGUGAAAUGUGUUCUCCUAAGAAAACCACCUUUUCCGGGAUGAGAUUGCGCUGUAAAUGUAUCAAAAAUCUGGAACCCGGCAUGAAAAAGGCGAGCAGGCCGGUGGCUGCCACCACCAAGGCAGCAGGGGGUGCUAAAACACAACUGGUUGAGAAGGGCAAAGCCGAGGGUGCUGCCAGCAACAUGGGCACAGGGGGCAAAAGCACAGCAAAGACUGCAACCACGGGACCUCUAUCUAAGGCAAGAAGCAGUGAUGAUCUGCCAGCUGUGACCACUGCUACAGGAGGAACCAACCCUGGUGCCAAGACCAAAAGGACCAGCAACCCCGGCACCAGUAACCCAGACAUCAAGACCAAGACCACCUCAGGCUCCAUGAGCAGACGUGGGACAUCAUCCCUAUCGAAAGAGCCCGGCUCCAGCCGCGAGAGCCUGAGGGAACGCUCCAGAGCCAGUGCCACCAAGAAGGCCUCAGGCCCGUCUGACCCAGCCGCUCUCCUUAAACGCUCCCGUUGCCGUCAGCUGGCCGAGUCAGAUUCCCGUAUGAGCAAGUCCCGCUCGGAGGGCCAGAUCAGCCAGAAGGCCCUCCUGGAGGCCCGAGUCAAAGACCUGCUGGGCUUGGCCAAGAACAAAGACUUGGAGCUCCUCCACCUUAGAGCUGAGCUACGAAACAUGCGCACCCAGCUCGGGCUGCGUGAGCCUGAGCCAAGUGAAGCUGAAUGCGUCGGUGAGGAAGCCAGCAGUGAUGCAGCCAAUAGCGGUGAAGGGGAUGAAGCUCCAGAGGUGAUGCCCGCCCUGGAGAAAGUGCCCACUGCCCAGAUCAGUGCUGCCGAUGUGGAGUCGACACUGCUGCUCUUGCAGGACCAGAACCAGGGUAUCCGUGGUGAACUCAACCUGCUUAAGAGUGAGAACCGCAUGCUGAAGGACCGCCUCAAUGCACUGGGCUUCUCCCUGGAGCAGCGGCUGGAUAGCCCAGAUAAAGUCCUUCGCUGCACCUCCCUGAGCCCGGAGCCCACCAUCAGCAGUGGAGGUUGCAGCGGAGGUACCUUGGCAUCUUCAGCCGAAGGCUCGGCCAGGGGCUCCACAGAGGACCUGUUGGCCGAUCAUCGGCGGCUGCGUCCGCUUUCCCCCGAGGCGGCUGACAGCGAGUGUAGCGAGGUUUACCAGCCCGUCACCUCCAGUGACGACGCGCUGGACGCCCGCUCCGGCUCCUCGUCCGAGUCGGAGGGAGGCGGUCUCCCGUCCUGCUCGUCGCCCUCCCGCUCCCGACGGGGCAGCAGCGCCGAGGGCAGCGAGGUGUCGGUGGCCUGCCUGACGGAGCGCAUCCACCAGAUGGAGGAGAACCAGCACAGCACCUCAGAGGAACUGCAGGCCACGCUCCAAGAGCUGGCCGACCUGCAGCAGAUCGCCCAGGAGCUCAGCACCGAGAACGAGCGUCUGGGCGAGGAGCGCGCCCUGCUGGUGGACUCGCUGUGCCAGCAAGGCGAGCGCCUGGACCUCUACGGGCGCCAGCUGGAGCUUUUCCGAGGCUUGCUGGACGAGCACCGUGUCCCGUACGCCAGCGACCAGGACCUGGACGCCCACAAGAGCGGGCGCUACGUGGAGCUCGAGCGGCGCUACGGCGAACUCGUGGAAGGGGCGCGCUGCGAGCGCGAGCAGCUGCUCGGGGUGCAGCAGCAGCUGAGCGGCGCGCUCAAGAUGGCCGAGCACGAGAACGCCGACGCCCAGGGCCUGGUGGCGGCGCUCAAGGAGCGGGUGCAGCGGGCGGAGCGGGUGGCCGACGCCGAGCGGCGCGAGAGGGAGAUGGCGAGGGUGGAGCUGGACGCCCUCAGGGUGGCGUCCGGCGGGGAUCAGGCGGAGCUGGCGCGGUGCCGGGCCCAGCUGGAGCAGGAGAGGCAGAGGGUGGCCCAGCUGAUGGCCAUGCACGGCGCCGGGGAGAAGAGCGACAUCCGCCACCUGCUGGACAGCGAGAGGAUGGAGAAGGAGCGGGCGGAGGACCGGGCCGAGGAGCUGCAGGAGGAGCUGGGCCACACCAGGGUUCAAGCAGCGCAGCUCCGCGACGCCAUCAGCAAGCUGGAGAGUGACUUUGGGGCGUUCCGCGGCGAGGUGCAGCAUCAGCUGGCGGACCAGAAGCGUGCGCUGGAGAAGCAGCGGAUGGAUCUGCAGGACAAGGACACGGAGAUCUCCAACAUGAAGGAGACCAUCUUUGAGCUGGAGGACGAGGUGGAGCAGCACCGUGCCGUCAAACUCCACGACAACCUCAUCAUGUCUGAUUUGGAGAAUACAAUCAAGAAGCUAACAGACCAAAGAUAUGAUAUGGACAAGGAGAUUAAAAUCCUCAAUCGCAAAAUACGGGAGGAGUCUGCUGAGUGGCGGCAGUUUCAGUCAGACCUGCAGACUGCGGUGGUCAUUGCUAAUGACAUUAAGUCUGAGGCUCAGGAGGAGAUCGGGGACCUGCGACGGCGCCUGCUGGAAGCUCAGGAAAAGAAUGAGAAGAUGAACAAAGAGCUGGACGAGGUCAAGAACCGCAAGCAGGGUGAGGAGCGUGGGCGUGUGUAUAACUACAUGAACGCUGUGGAGAGAGACCUGGCUGCGCUGAGGCAGGGCAUGGGUCUCAGCCGCCGCUCCUCCACCUCCUCGGAGCCGUCGCCCACCGUCAAAACACUCAUCAAGAGCUUUGACAACUCCUCGCAGUGUGAAGGACCUGCCACCGCUGUUGUGCCUGCCGUUGCCACGGCAUCCAUUACUCGCACCCCCCUGAGUCCGAGCCCUCUGAAGACCCCUCCAGCUGCUGCCAUCUCUCCCAUACAGAGGCACUCUGCAUCCACGCCCAAACCCCUCUCCUCUCUGGUGGACAAGAGAUCAAGCUACUCAGACCUCAGUAUCGCAGCAGGAGACCACCUUCUCCGUACUCCACCAGGCACACGUCCGGGCUCAGCUUCCAAGUCCAUCUCAGUAUCUCGACGGAGCAGUGAGGAGCUGAAGAGGGACCUGUCCGUCACAGAAACCACUGGCUCGACCCCCCUAAUUACACUUGGAUCCGCCUCCCCUCAGCUGUCACUCACCUCUAGCUCCUCCCCCACAGCAUCAGUCACACCCACAACCAGAGGACGCUUAAGGGAGGAGAGGAAAGACCCCCUGGCAGCCCUAUCGAGGGAAUAUGGCGGCUCUAAGAGGAACGCUCUGCUGAAGUGGUGUCAGAAGAAGACGGAAGGUUAUCCGAACAUUGACAUCACUAACUUCAGCAGUAGCUGGAACGACGGUCUGGCGUUCUGUGCGGUCCUCCACACAUACCUCCCAGCGCAUAUCCCCUACCAGGAGCUCACCGGCCAGGACAAGAGGAGAAAUUUCACCCUGGCCUUCCAGGCUGCGGAGAGCGUAGGGAUCAAGUCCACACUGGACAUUGGUGAAAUGGUGCACACUGAGAGACCUGACUGGCAGAGUGUCAUGACCUAUGUCACAGCCAUCUACAAGUACUUUGAGACCUGAAGACCCCCCCGCCCCCUCCUCCUCCUCCGCCCACCACCACCCCCCCUACCUGGACCUUCUCCAGAACCUCAGAGAUGGCGCCCCCUCAAGCACACUUCCUGAUUGCGGGACUUCUAACAGACAAAGCAAGCAGACUUUAAGCAACGACACUGAAAACAUUAAAGGCUUCGGCUUCCGAGGUGGUUGUGCUUCGCGCGUGCGGACUCGAAACCUCCUCAGCCUCUACUUCCUGCAGCAGUGCAGAGCUCCUGCACAGCAGAGGGUGCAUGCAUCUCUCAGCGUCUGACCGCCAUCCCACUGCACCAACACAGGCGCUCUGUACAAGAUUGGUGGUUUCAUGACUGCAUGUAUGUGCUAUGUGAAUAUGACUACAUGAGCAGGCCUUUGGUUUUUUGGGGGGAUGGGUGGAAGGGUUCCCUCCGAGCACAAACCUACCUUCACUUCCUGUCUACCUUGGCUGCUUGGUCUCUUGUAGGCCACUAGUAACGCCAUACAACUAGCAAAGUAGAAAAAAAAAACUGAAGAGACUGAGAUCAUAGUUGCAUGCCUCCACUUUUCAUUGUGUCAAAAGAGUAGUGUGCCAGAUGACCACUAGGGAAAGCCUUUGCUCUUCCGUGGCUCCGUGGUGGUGAUCGUGCCUUACCCUGACCCUCAAUUCAAUCCCAGAAUGCUCAGCAUUGACUUAGAACGUGCUUCUUGAAUCUGGGGAAAAGAAAUAGAUUUUUUGUGUGUCAAUAAGCUCAUUUCUGUUUUUCUCCAGGGGGAGACCCUGAAGCUUGUUUUUAUCAGCCGAUGUUCCACCCAGUGCCAAAUUGAGUUUGUGACAGCUCUGUUGAAGUCAUUGAUAUUGCUUACUAUUGGUGUCCUUUUCCUAGUUUCGAAGUCUUCACACUCCUGAAUAUGCACGUAAAAGGGACACUCUACAAUGACAAUUCUCUAUACCAAGUUUUUUAUGUAUGAAAAAUGAUUUCAAUUACAAUUGUAUAUUCCAAGCACACUUCAUAGUGACUUUUUGUGCAAUGUCUAAGCUAUAGCUAACGUGUCCAGUAGAACAAGUACCUCUGAAUGUUGGUCGCACACAUUCUUUGGACUGUAGAUCUUGCCCAUUUGCCUUUGUCCUGACACAUUGCUUGUCAAUACCCCCCUGAACAGAUGAUCAAUCCUGGCUGAAAUCUACUGCUGUACCCACAAGAGUUGCCAAUACCUCACCUCAGUGCUUUUCCUUUCCUCUGUACUGUAAUCCUCUAAAAUAACAUUGCUAAGUAAUCUGAUCAUCUUAAACAAGCGCCUUCAUCAAGGCAUUUUUCUAGAAGCCAUGUGGAUUUCCACGAUCAUGCUCUCCACAAGCAUUGCUUUGGAAAAAGGAUUUCGAAUCCCCGUUUGGCAUUCCAUUCCAGCCUCAUCUCGGAUAAUUUGCUCCCGGGUUUCAAAGCACAAGUAGGACAGAGGUGAGGCAAGUGCCCUCUUCUUGCCAUUUUUUCAGUUAAUUUAUCUCAAGCGCAAAAGCUAGGCUGAAGCCCUAAACUCAUCCAGAGAAACAAAGGGGAACCAGCUUUGAAUGCGUGCUUGGUUGUGAACAGCAUUGCUCAAAGGCUGCACUGUUUUAGAAUAUUUUGGAGCUGGUCUUGAGACACCGUACAGUAGUACUCCGAUCUCACAGCAGCACUGGACCACGCAUGCUGUUCUGUCGGGGAAGGACACAGCGAUCGCCACGCUGUCUGGUUGGAUGCCUUAUUCUACUGGAAAUCCCUGUCAAACUUCUUUGAACUCCCCUAAAACAGACUUCCUGGAUCCCGUGUCAGACAGCUUGUCAGUAUGAGAAAUGAAAACAUUCUACAGAACAAAUAAUAUUGGUUGUGCCAAACUCAAUACUGUCUAAGAACUUUUCACAUUUUGGGCUUCAUACAGGGUUGAGAUGAUUGGUUUCCCCUUGGGUAGUGGCCUUGAAAUAUCCACAGGGGAAAAUGGCCACAAGGGCCACAAGACCUCUUGUGAUCGUUAAUGUUGAAGCUGUGCUUGCAUAAUGAUGUGCAAGGGGGUUGAGGAACGUACUGUUAGUUUAGUCAACCACAAGUUCAGAUUGGGAUCUCCAUGCUAUCUCUAACUUACCCUAACUGCACACAAUCAGAAGACCACGGUCAACCGAGUCUGGUGACUUUUCUGCACGAUAUUUAUAUGUUCAGAGUAGCUAAGCCCAGCUAUUUGUUUGUCUGACGCAAACUCUGUAGUUUGCAGGCAUAAGCACAUGUUUUAUUAUUGUAUUAAUGAAGGUAUUGGAACAUAUUGGCUUGAGAACAAAGGCAUAGACUUUAGAUGAACUUAAAACACUAUAAAAACAACAAACAGUAGAUUCAGUGAUUAGUAGACCUUUAUAACACACAAGCCAUCUGACAUGGGGGAGACUAAAGCCUGCAGAGAGCUUGACGGUGAGUUUUCUGAGAGCGUUGUGCAUAUUUAUAUUAAAUUUGUCUGUCUUUUAUGGCUUUGUGUUUCAAAGAAAAAAUGGUGUGUAUGUGAGGUGUUUGUUGUGUCUAGUCAGAAUGCUUGUGUGUGUGUAAAAGGGCAGUAGAACUCAAACUGAACUGCAGCUCAUUAAGCAAUGAAGUUAAUUUGCCUCUGUUAAAACCAUUUUUAAAAGUUUACACUUUUUGUAGUGCUAUUUACACUGCUAAGUAUCACCCGAUCCUUAUUAUGCUGUUUAUUUGUCUCGUUUUCAAAUAAAAACUAAUCUACUGUA
Messenger RNA from Clupea harengus (Atlantic herring), 6467 nucleotides. RefSeq names its product sperm antigen with calponin homology and coiled-coil domains 1-like b (gene specc1lb). The record is from RefSeq and is a predicted model, not a curated record. Gene Ontology annotation, molecular function: protein binding. NCBI's taxonomy places the organism in Eukaryota, Metazoa, Chordata, Actinopteri, Clupeiformes, Clupeidae.